CACAACAGGCAUGCCUAUCAACAAACCUGGACUUUGUGACUCUACAAAGUCCACGUUUGUGUGUUCAUUCUAGUCAUAUUAACUGUCUCUCUGUUGAGCUAGGGUUAUUAAGACCAGUUCAAUUCUGCUGUUUUAUCUCAACUGGAGCACUGAGCCAUCCUGCAUGAUGGACAAAAGGACAGUUGUUGAAGCCAAGACAGUCUUUCAGAGUUCCAUAGAUCUAGACGCAAAAACCCGGGCGCAGUAUUACAACAACUGGGCAGAACACUAUGAAAAGGACCACGCCCUUUUAGGGUACAGAUCUCCAUAUCUGGCAGUGGAAUUCCUGAAUGGAAACUUUCAAGGAAGUCGUGAAGAUGCUUUGGUCCUGGAUGUGGCCUGCGGUACUGGAUGGGUUGCAAAGCUGAUGCGUGACCUAGGCUUCAGGCACUUUGUGGGUGUGGAUGGCAGUGAAGGCAUGCUUGCUAAAGCUAGAAUGACAGGACUCUACCAGGAACUCAAACAGACUCUUCUAGGAUCAGAACCGCUUCCUGCACAGCCUGAUGCAUAUGACAUUGUGAUGAUCGCUGGUGCUCAGGAUGCUGGUUUUGUUCCAGUCAGUGCCUGCAGAGAGCUCUGUUGUGCUGCAAAACCCGGAGGGCUUGUGUGCAUGUCAAGGGGUCAUCACACAGAUGUGAAGUCGCAGGAGUAUACAAGGGACCUAGAGCAAGAGAUUCAGAGAAUGGAGGUGGAGGGACUCUGGAGACAAGUGGGAAUUCAUCGCACAAACAUUUACAUGAAAAACCCACAUGUGGACCUACAAAAAGACACUGAGAAGACACCUGCCAUCCCAGGAACUGUCUACUUAUACCAGAAAUGCCAACCUUAAGUUUACCAGUGCAAUUUACAACAGAAAAUAAAAGCUCAGUGAUGAAAAAAAAA
Messenger RNA from Cynoglossus semilaevis (tongue sole), 921 nucleotides. Its product is annotated as methyltransferase-like protein 27. The coding region runs from base 164 to 868 and encodes 234 amino acids. Gene Ontology annotation, molecular function: methyltransferase activity. The record is from RefSeq and is a predicted model, not a curated record. The transcript is spliced from 6 exons. Lineage: Eukaryota; Metazoa; Chordata; Actinopteri; Pleuronectiformes; Cynoglossidae.